AUGAAUACGCGUGAGAGAGACUCGUAUCAACUCAAAAAGGUGUUUCGAGACGCCUUGCCUAACUCGAACACGGCAGCAGACAGACUUCAGGUCGCCAUGGGAUUCGAGUCAGGAGAAAUGAAUAAUCACGGACAGCUCGUUGUCGCACCCUGGCAUAUGCCUCUGCCUAGGGAACUACAAGGCCAGCCUCAGAAGAGGCCUCUUCAAUCGCUCAAUGCAGCCGCAGCCAUAGCGGCCGAUACCACCAUCGCUGGUCUUGACAACACCAACAUCCCUAACACACAAGCUCAAAUCGGACCACGCCCGAAACGUAGUAGAAGAAGAGGUCACCCAUCUAACCAACUCGAACGCUCACUUCACAACAAAGCUCUCGCCCAGCAUCUUUUCGCAGCUGAGACAGAGGGUUUGGCUCCUCUCCCUUCCACGGAGGCAAAUCUAGAGCCUCUUGUGAAAGAUAACAGACCCCCUUUCAACGCCGAUGAGUUCACGAACAAGGUACUCAAGCGUAAGCUAUCCAUGGUCAGCAUCCCGCCAGCCCCCGUAGACGAUUCUAUCACUGGAGACGUGCCCAAUCUCGUGUGUCAACAAGCCUUUCAACAUUAUCGUCGCAUGACUGGACGUAUGACUAUCAAGAGUGACAUCAAACUCAAAACGGGCAAGUCUGAGUACCCAAAGGCUGUCGAGUACGCAGUCAGACCUGAUACACCAUCACCUCCUCGACGUCGCUCCAUGCCACCCAUCGAAGCAGUGCUGGCUCACGGCUUCAAGACUAUCAACUUUGACCGCCCAGUUGAAUGCAUUACUCCACGCUCACACGCCCAUCACCCAUGGACAAAUCUCCUGUUCAGCCACAAGAUCCUGUCACCUACUCCAGCAUUCCUACUCAACAUCUCUCCCUUCGUCAUCGAUGAGAACAGUAAUGCCCGCUACUGGCAGCCUUCACUGCCACAGAUGCUAUCCCAUCACCUCGCCAACCCAGCAACACUGAUCGAAGAAACACCUAUCCAAAGCUUGACUUUCCACCUACCACCUCCGGACCCGACUCUCGUAGCUACAAGCAACGGAAAGCAACCCAGAACAUCCAAACAUGCCCACUACAAGACCGAAGGGCCCGAAAGCGGCACCGAGGUCAGAAUGAUCAGAAUGAUUCUCUCACCUGCACUCAAUGCCGAUACGGGCAGUGAAGAAGAGGUUUCCCAUACAGAUUGGUUGCUUUUCUGCCUCGGCGAUUCUGGCACACCCACGACAACAAGGGUCUUGCGCUCUGCUUCCCUCGCACCCAAACAUCCAUACACUCUAAUCGCCAUCCCCAGCUACGCAAUCGCCGAGACUGCUUUUGUGCCAAAAAGCCCUGUGCUAUCUACCGAAGGAUCUGCCGAGGGAGAAAAGACACAAGAGACGUUCAGUACGGUACUCAAAUUCAUACUCAGAGGAAGGCUGCCUUUGAUGUUCGGCGUGGGUAGAGACAUCAGUUUUGCGGAUAAAUGGAUCAGAGGAUUCGGAACAGGAAUCGCGAGUUUGGAGGUUGAAGUCAAACGUGGGAACUUGCCUUGUUGGUUGUGA
This is a messenger RNA of Aureobasidium namibiae CBS 147.97, 1563 nucleotides long. RefSeq lists its product as uncharacterized. The coding region runs from base 1 to 1563 and encodes 520 amino acids. The record is from RefSeq and is a predicted model, not a curated record. The transcript has a single exon. Lineage: Eukaryota; Fungi; Ascomycota; Dothideomycetes; Dothideales; Saccotheciaceae.